CAGACUGCCUUACACUGGGCAGCGAAACACGGACGCCAUGAGGUUGUGAAGUUCUUGGCCCAGACUCAUCACGUGGAGAUAAAUGCUCGAUCGGGAUACACGCCGCUUCAUAUCGCAGCUAUGUACAAUAGAACAGAAGUUUUUGACCUCUUAGUCCAUUUUGGUGCUGACCUCAACAUGCGCGAUUACUCCGGAAAGAAGGCCAGGACGUACAACACGAUCAACUCCACCGUUUCCCAUGACACUCAGAAGAGAAUCAUCCAGAGGAGGAAUUCUGUAAAAGAGGCUGCUGGGUUCUUGCGUAUUGGGUCUCUCAAUGUUAAGGUUCGAAAGACCACCGAAGCAUUCAACAACCUGCUUUCUAGAGAUGUUGAAGCUAGGUUACACCGUACAUGGGGAUCUUCAGACUCUCUACCCGACGCAGAUAAAGAAUCCAAGUCUAUGCCACCACCCAAGUUUGGUCCAAUUAAGAAACGAAAAACCAAGAAAGAUAGAGAUUUUGUUGCCCCUCGUCCAGUAUCUGCAUAUUCUGCACUAGCACCCACUGAACCCAUUUCUCCAACUUCAGGGUCUGGGAUGCCUCCUGUUAAUGCAGACUCUGAUUCUGAUUCAGCCUAUGGGUUUGGUUCAGAAUGGCACUAAACCUGGAGCUUUCAAUUAAUAAACAAGGAAAACUCUGUUUAAAGUUAUUAUGGUAACAUGCAAGAUGUAAUAAAAAUUGUUUUUACUAACAACUUUAGCUAUGCCAAGUUGCAUGAAUGUUGCAAAUAAGUAGCAUUUCACUUUGACUUCACAUUACUUGCUUUAUAUUGAGGCCUGCCAAAUAUAAAUAAAUAUUUGUACAAGGAAAAUCCUAAUGAGAAGAAAGCCUUAUAUACGAUGAAUGAAAGAAACGUCAUAAUGAGCAAGAUUCAUGAUUAGGCUUGUAAAGUUUUUUUUUACACACUUGUCUUGCAGAUAAAUAAUGUUUUUUGAAAUUUAGUUAUUUAAUACUUUAAUAAAACGAAGGUACUGAGCAAAAUUGUUGUUACCUUGUUGCUUAUUAACAUGGCAUUCCUUACUGGUUGUGUCAUUUAUUCUUGUGUAAUGUUAAAACUGGUCACAGAUCUGAACUCAAAUACUCUCAUUUAAAAGUACUAUUGGCACAAAUUUUUUUAACUCAUUUAUUGUUUAGGUACAACUCAUUUUCAACAGUAUUUCAAGGUUUAUGUACUUAAGUUUUUAUAUGUAGAAAGCUCUCUUGUUAGUACAGUAUACUAGUUUAUUUUUAAUGGGAAACAGACGUAAUGUUACACUACAAACCAAUCCAUAUGAAAUACCUAUAUUAUAUGGCUCAAAUGAACCAAAGGGUCUUAGCAUUUAAUUUGCAUGAUGCACCAAAUUUAUUAUGUUUAAAAAUUAUAUACUAUAUAAAUAUUUGUAAUGUAUUUAAUAUUGUUAUUGAACUGCACAUAUUUUUCUGUAAUGUAAAUGUGUUUAGUUUUCCUUAUUGAUGCCAAUUAACUUUUUGUUACUGUGUACUACUCCUAAUAGAUACUCUAGUGGUAAACUAUAAAAGCACCUUUACAAAUUUUUUUAAAGAGAUUAAUAUUUUUUGUGGAAGAAAUAAAAGUUAUUUG
This is a messenger RNA of Macrobrachium nipponense, 1619 nucleotides long. RefSeq lists its product as uncharacterized. The record is from RefSeq and is a predicted model, not a curated record. Lineage: Eukaryota; Metazoa; Arthropoda; Malacostraca; Decapoda; Palaemonidae. The transcript is spliced from 6 exons. The coding region runs from base 121 to 642 and encodes 173 amino acids.